Parnassius apollo (apollo) is the source of this 297-nucleotide messenger RNA. NCBI's taxonomy places the organism in Eukaryota, Metazoa, Arthropoda, Insecta, Lepidoptera, Papilionidae. The record is from the annotation of a GenBank genome assembly.
AUGAGCCAAAUACAUCUCGCAGUGAAUUCCAAACAGAUCUGCGGCAAUUAUCACUAUCUCACGGAGACUAGACAGGCCACCUUAAGAAAAAGAAAACAACCUAAUGAUGAUCUGUCCCAAAAGUUUGAUAAAUUUGAAAAUAAAAUAAUAUCAAUUCUGUCUACAAUGUCCCAAGUUCAAUCUGAUAAAUUAGAUAAAAUCCCUCAGGAGUUAUCGCUAGUAACAAAUCAGAUUACUCAACUUAGAUCUACUACUACUCAAUUAGUUAAGGAACAGAAUAGACUAAUCAAGAACUAG